GGAGGGCGCAGCUUGGCCCCUGCACCCUCCCGGGUCCAGGCCUCGCCCUGCCUCGGCUCUACUCCUGAGGGGCCUGUGGGGUGCAGCCAGCCUGGUCUGAGCUCUCCUGCAGAUGGAGGAGCCCGUGCUGGGUCUCCUGCUGCUGCCUCUCCUGACCGUGCUGCUGAUGGUGCUGUGCGUGCGUUGCCGCAGGCUGUCAGGUGAGUUAGAAGCUGGCAAGCGUGCUGGAUGCCCGAGCUCCCCGGCAGGGAUCCUCGCCCGUUCCCCAGCCCCUCCGCCAAUUCAUAUAACGGUGCCUCCUCAGAUAGAAACAGUUGUCCCCUGGCCACCUGCCACCCCCUACCCACCCGUGAGCCCACCAGACCUGCUCCCCAUCCCACGAUCCCCACAGCCCCCCGGGGGCUCCCACCAGAUGCCAUCUUCCCGGCAGGAUUCAGAUGGCGCCAACAGCGUGGCGAGCUACGAGAACGAGGCGCCGGCAUGUGAGGACGCAGAUGAGGACGAGGAUGAGGAAGACUAUCCCAACGAGGGCUACCUGGAGGUGCUUCCCGACAGCACCCCAGCCAUCAGCACUGCCACCCCAUUGGCUUCCGUGCCCAGCAAGGCUGGCCUCCGAGACAGCGCCUUCUCCAUAGAGUCCAGCGAGGACUAUGUGAAUGUUCCCGAGAGCGAGGAGAGUGCGGAAGCGUCUCUGGACGGCAGCCGGGAGUAUGUGAAUGUGUCCCAGGAACUGCAGCCAGCGGCUAGGACCGAGCCCGCCACCCUGAGUUCCCAGGAGGUGGAAGAUGAGGAGGAAGAGGAAGAGGACGGAGCUCCAGAUUACGAGAAUCUGCAAGAGCUUAACUGAGGCCUGUGGAGGCCGUGUCUGCCCUUGAACCAGCCUUACCUGGGAGGGCAGAGCUGGCAGCUGGAAGUGGCUCUGGGGGACCCCACUUGGCGCCCUGCCCUGGCUCCAGCCUGACUGCAGCCUGAGAACUUCCCCCCUAACUUAUUGUCACUUUGGGGUCCAGUCUGUGUCCCCCGAACACUCUGCACCUUCUGACGCAGCCUGAGAAUGAACUACCCUGGCCCCAGCCCUGCUCUUUGUAAUAGAAUAAAGGCCAGUGUG
Messenger RNA from Carlito syrichta (Philippine tarsier), 1108 nucleotides. It is a transcript of the gene LAT, whose product is annotated as linker for activation of T-cells. Gene Ontology annotation, biological process: signal transduction. Gene Ontology annotation, cellular component: membrane. Lineage: Eukaryota; Metazoa; Chordata; Mammalia; Primates; Tarsiidae. Bases 113 to 847 code for a protein of 244 amino acids. The record is from RefSeq and is a predicted model, not a curated record. The transcript has 11 exons.